UCCAAUUAAUUAAAAAAAAAAAAAGAAAUAAAAAUCGUUUGUUUUGUAGUCUGAUUUUUAAGUGGCUGCAGCUUUCUCCCCAAAACUGCAUGUCGGAAUCUUCUUUUUCAUUCCCAGUCUUUCUCAUUCACUACUUUCUCUGAAUUCAACUCUGACCCAUCAUCAUCUUUCCAAGAUCCACCGGGAAAAAAAAUUCCUUUUUCCAUGGAAUCCGUUACGGAAAUUCACCGGAAUCAGCCACAACGACACGCGCUGUGCUUGCCAUUCCCGGCUCAAGGACACAUCAACCCAAUGCUCAAACUCGCCGUCCUCCUACACCACCACCGCGGCUUCCACAUCACCUUCGUCAACACCGAAUACAACCACCGCCGUCUACUCAAAUCCAGGGGUCCCAGCUACCUCGACGGCUUGCCGGGUUUCCGUUACGAAACGGUCCCGGACGGCCUCGCCACCGCCAAUGAUGCCGCCGAGAAGACUCAAGAUGUGGUCGAGCUCUGCCUUACGUCUCCCAAGGGUAGUUUAGACCCACUUCGGGAAUUGAUUAAGAAACUGAACGAUUCAGGCCCGCCUGUAACUUGUCUGAUUUCCGAUGUUAUCAUGACUUUCGCUCUUGAUGCCGCCAUUGAAGCCGGUAUUCCCGGUUUCCUGUUCCGGACGGCCAGCGCCACCAGUUUAAUGUGUUAUAGACACGUCGGAAAACUCGUGGAAAAGGGUCUUAUACCUCUUAAAGGUUACACCUUUUUGUCCCUUCCUUUUCGAUUUCAACUUUAUCUGAUCAAAUGAUUGAUUGUGUGUAAAGGGUCUUUUUUUGGUGUUCUAUUAGAAUUUAAAUUGAUGUAAAUUUUCGGUUUGAUGUACCUUUGAUCAGAUGAAAGCUAUCUGACAAACGGAUAUUUAGAUGCCACCAUCAUAGAUUGGCUGCCGGGGAUGCCGGCGAUUAGUCUCAGGGACUUUCCGACUUUCAUCCGGACAACAGAUCCUGGAAACAAGAUGCUAAAGUUUUGCAUCACAGAGCCAGGGAGAGCUUCUAAAUCAUUUGGAAUCAUCAUAAACACAUUUGAUUCCAUGGAAUCAAAUGUGCUAAAUGCACUCGCAAGCAUGGGUGGCCCUCCAUUCUACACAGUUGGUCCUCUUCACCAUUUAACCAAUCGCCUCCCACAAGAUAGAUAUGAUUCCAUUGCAUCCAAUUUGUGGAAAGAAGAGUCAGAGUGCAUCCAAUGGCUCAGCACAAAAGAAGCUAAUUCGGUAAUUUAUGUCAAUUUUGGCAGCAUCACUGUUUUGACACCUGAACAGCUGCUGGAGUUCGCAUGGGGGCUUGCGAAUAGCAACCAAAACUUCCUGUGGAUAAUUAGGCCGGAUCUUGUUGUCGGAGAUUCCGCUGUACUACCGCCUGAAUUCGUCGAUGCAACGAGAGAGAGAGGUAACAUAUCGGGCUGGUGCCCUCAGGAGCAAGUGCUGAAACAUCCUUCCAUUGCAGGGUUCUUGACGCAUUGUGGUUGGAACUCGAUGUUGGAAAGCCUGUCUUUCGGUGUGCCCAUUAUAUGUUGGCCAUUCUUUGCUGACCAGACGAUCAAUUGUCGUUGCGCCUGCUCAGAAUGGGGCGUGGGAAUGGAGAUUAGUGUGAAUGUGAAAAGAAACGAAGUGGAAAGUCUCGUGAGAGAGUUGAUGGAAGGGGAGAAAGGGAAAGAGAUGAAGAGGAAAGCUUUAGAAUGGAAGAGGAAAGCAGAGGAGGCUACAGAGCUUGAUGGUUCAUCAGUUAUCAACUUUGAUAAUCUGAUCAAACGCAUGGAUCAGCUAUCAAAAACUUAAAACAGAUAGAUUCAGGUUCUUGUAUCAAUUUCGAAACAAAAGGCAUUAUCACUAGUAUUGAAAAACUGUAGAAAUGGUUGAUAACAGAAACGAUGAAAAUGGUUGGGACAAUAGUAUUGAAACAGAGGAGUAUUACAAUAUUCUCGGCCUCGUGUUCGAAUUAAACUGCAGUUAAAAGCAUAAAAUAAGACUAUCACAUGUGCCAUCAACCUUUGAAAAAAGUCCAAGUCAUUGCGGAUUCAUUACUCAACAUAGAGUAUAUCGCCUGACGCAUCCAAUGCUUUUGUUCCAGAUUGUUUAAUGCAGAAUAUGAUAUGCGAAUUAUUUAUGUCAUUAAAUUGUUAAAGUUGUUGAAACCUUAAAGUUACAGCUCCAUAAACCGAAAGUUCCAGAAUUCCAGGAUACAUCAAACACUACUAAAUAGGCCAAAAUCAUCUUCUCUGAGUCCUAAAGCAUGAGUUCAGUUUCAGAAACAGAAUCCAAUCAUCAAAAAGAUGAGAAGAAGGUUAUCAGUAAUAAGCCUCAUGCUGUGUGUCUUCCAUUUCCAGCUCAAGGUCACAUUAACCCAAUGAUUAAAUUGGCCAAACUUCUUCACAGCAAAGGCUUCCAUAUAACUUUUGUCAACACAGAAUACAACCACAGGCGCCUGCUCAAAUCCAGAGGACCUGACUCUUUGAAUGGCGUUCCUGGUUUCAGGUUCGAGACAAUCACAGAUGGGCUUCCGCCGGCCGCGGCUGAGGAUACCACCCAAGACCUACCAUCUCUUUGUGAUUCAACAACUAAGAAUUGCUUGGCUCCAUUUCUUGCACUUCUCAGGAAGCUCAAUUCAUUGGACGGAUCGCCUCCGGUUAGUUGUGUGGUUUCGGAUACCGCCAUGUGGUUCGCUAUAAAAGCCGCUCGAGAAGUAGGAGUUCCCAUCUUUUGUUUAAGGACUACCAAUGCUUCCUGCUUCUUUGCCUACAGAAACUUUCCAGCAUUGAUACAAAAAGAAAUCUUACCUCUCAAAGAUUCAACUUUCUUAACAAAUGGUUACUUAGAAUCUACACUAGAUUGGAUUCCAUCACUGAAAAAUGUUCGACUCAGAGAUCUCCCUACUUAUACAAGGACAAAUGAUUCAAAUGAGAUGCUAGACUUCAUAAUGACACAAGUGCUAGAGGCUUCAAAAGCUGAUGCCUUGAUAUUCAACACCUUCGAUGAGCUCGAACGUGAUGUCUUGGCCGAUCUAUCGCGAACCUGCCCUCCAAUCUACACAAUUGGCCCUCUUCAUUCAAUCAUCAAUCAGCUUCCACAAAACAGUCUUAAGUCCAUUGGAGGAAGCCUUUGGAAAGAAGACCUGGAAAGCCUGAAAUGGCUCAACUCCAGAGCUCCCAAUUCUGUGGUGUAUGUUAAUUUCGGUAGCAUUACAGUCUUGACUCCGGAACAGCUGGUUGAGUUUGCUUGGGGAUUGGCUGACAGCAAAAAAGACUUCCUUUGGACACUAAGGCCAGAUGCAGUUAAGGGAGAUUGCAAUGUGAAUUUACCAUUUGAGUUUUAUGAGGAAACAAAAGAGAGAGGCCUAAUCGUCACAUGGUGCCCGCAAGAGCAAGUUCUUAACCAUCCCUCUAUUGGAACAUUCUUAACGCAUUGCGGAUGGAAUUCAAUGAUGGAAAGCUUAGCCAGCGGUGUGCCAAUGAUUUGUUGGCCUUUUUUCGCCGAUCAGCAUAUCAAUUGUAGGUUCGCUUGCGCUGAAUGGGGUGUUGGCUUGGAGAUUGAUAGUAAUGUCAAUAGGGUUGAUGUAGCAAAUGCUGUUACGGAAUUGAUUGAUGGAGAGAAAGGGAAACAGUUGAAGAGUGAUGCUCUCAUAUGGAAGAACAAAGCUGCAGACGCCACUACUACUUCAAAUGGUUCGUCAUACUUGAACAUUGACAAAUUAGUGGCAGAAAUGUUAAGCAGGCAUUAGUUUGUCUCUUGAGAUUGUUAUUGUUUUGUAUCGAAAACAAGAUGUUCUUCUUUAUCUAAAUUAUUAGUUGAUUCAAAGUUUAUGUGUUGACAAAAACUGAUAGCUAUAUGAAAUCUUCAUAGUCGACCUUUUGUAAUUAGAUAGAUGCUCAGUUACUACCACCAGAUGAAAGCGAAAUGCGAUCACAAGAACACAGUCAAAUUAUUAGAACAGAGUGAAUGUGCUAAGCCUUUUUGAUCUGAGAUUUUCCGGCUAAGCGAUUUACCAACAACUGGAAACUAUUGAAUGAGGUACCACCAGGCUUUGUAGCAAUUUCUGCUUUCUUCUGCCACUCCAUUAUCUUUUUCUUAAUCUCUUUCCCUUCAUUUCCCUCCAUUAGUUCCCUGACAAGUCCCUCAACUUGGAUUCUGUCAACUUUACUAUCAAUCUCCAUUCCAAUUCCCCACUUAGUACAAAUAUAAAGACUAUUCAUAUGUUGUUCUCCAAAGAAUGGCCAACAAAUCAUUGGCACGCCUGCACAAAUGCUCUCCAACGUUGAAUUCCAACCACAAUGCGUUAAAAAUCCGCCAACUGAAGGAUGGCCUAGGACUUUCUCUUGUAGGCACCAAUCAAUCAGAAGUCCUCUGUCAUUAACUUCAUUCAAGAAAUCAUGGGAUAUGACAUCAGUUCCACCAUUCACCAAAUUAGGCCUAAUCACCCACAAAAAAGAAUAUCUGCUAUUGGCCAGUCCCCAAGCAAACUCUUUUAAUUGAUCAGGGGUCAAAAUCACUAAACUUCCAAAGUUCACAUACACAACUGUCCCUGGAUCCUUCUUAUCCAACCAUUCCAGGCAUCCUGUUUCCUGUUUCCACAAGCUGGAGUUGACUGAAUCCAGCUUCCCUCCACAGAGUUGUCGUUCAAGCAUCUGUAACGGCCCGAUUGUGUACAAAUUCGGGAACUUUUCUCUGAUGGCAUCUAAAACUUCUUGCUCUAGUUCUUCAAAGGAGUUGAGAAUCAUGCUUUUCGUCUUCAGCGCAUUUUGCACCGACUCUAAAUUGUAGUUGAACAUUACAUCUUCAGGAUUGGUUGUUUGACAGAAUGAUGGUAGAUGUUUUAAGCGAAUUCCUUGCAUUUCCGGAAUCCAAUCAAGCUCAGUUUCAAGAUAUCCAUUGGUUAAGAAGCUCUCAUCUGCAGAUUGGUGAUAAAACAUAUCACUAAACCUAGAUAAUAUCAAAAGGCUAGACAAUUUUGCAGUCAAGUUACAUUAUGAUUUUUAAAAAAAUGACACACCUUUCAAGGGAAAAUAUCCUCUUUUCUUGAGUUCUUCGUAUUGAAGAUAGCCUAACAUACCACAAGCACUAGGUGUAAAGGACAGAAUUUCCGGGACUCCGAAUUCUUGAGCUACUUCUAAGGUGUAGCUCAUCACUCCAUCAGAAACCACGCAGGAAACUGGAGGAACAUCAGGGGAAGAGUUGAGCUUUGUCAGGAGUUGUCUGAAAGAUUGCUUGAGGUGAACAGGCAUUGAUAUACAUAAAUCAGGAAGGUCCAGUAUGCCCCUUUGGUUAGAUGAGGGCAGACCAUCCACAACGGUUUCGAAUCGAAAAUCAUCCGAAAUGGUUAUGGAAUCAGCUGAUGAUGAGGAAUCCUUGUUAGAAUUGACCAAUCUGUUGUAGUUGAACUCUGUGUGGACAAAAGUGAUAGAGAAUCCGGCAGAAUGGAGAAGUUUAGCAAGCUUUAACAUGGGAUUAAUGUGACCUUGAGCUGGAAGUGGGAUGCAAACUGCAUGAGGUUUCCUAGUACUUGAGGAGGACUCCAUUGUUGUUGUCUCCGAAGAAUGGGAUGGAUGAUAAGAUUUAUAGUCAGGCAAAUUAGUUGUUUUUGGAAAAAUAUGUAAGGAGAAGAUGCUGAUUGCCCAAAUGCUCCACUCUCCAAGGAUAAUAUUAAUAUGCUUAAACCAGCCAAUAACAAGACAAAUUUGCCUCCUCCUUUUAUAUUAUUUUGGUCUCUUCCCAAUUGGUCAGGUCUGACUUCUGACUUCUGAGACUCCAUACCCUAUUCUUUAUCAUACUCAG
Molecule: messenger RNA, 5799 nt
Organism: Oldenlandia corymbosa var. corymbosa
Lineage: Eukaryota; Viridiplantae; Streptophyta; Magnoliopsida; Gentianales; Rubiaceae
Source: the annotation of a GenBank genome assembly